UUGGAGGGGGAGCUCGCUCGGCCGCGAACACGCGUGCGCCGGCGCCGCCCGCGGCAGGCAAACCUGGCCGUGACGGCGGCCGCUCGGCUCGGGUGAUUCCGCCACCACCAGGGUGCCGGGUCCAGCUCCUUCGACCCGCCACGGCCGCCUCCCGCGCGGCCGCGCUCCUCCGGAGUCCCGGCCUGACGCCGGCCGCCUAGCUCCGCGACCUCCCGCCCGCGUCAGUGAGCGCCCAUUAACAGCGGCAGCUAAUCCGUCCCUCCGCCCGCUAUCUCGAGCGGCGGUGAGCAAUGGACUUCACUUUCGAGGAUGCAGAGGCACUGUCCUCGCUCGUUUCGAGUCAGGAAGCCCGCGUCGACGAGAAGCGGAGGUGGCUGGAGUCGAUGAUCCUCAAGCCGGAUGGCUGCAGCAGUCGUGUGAAGCGACCGAAAUUUUUGAACGAGGCGUACUUGCCUGAGUCAUAUAUCAGGAGCGAAGAAAUAUCUUGCAAGAAAGUGAGAGAUAGCAUAAAAAAAAGUUUGAGUUCGGAGUGCAAUGGCUAUAACCAUCAUGUAGUUCAGGACGGUCUCCAGCUUUUUCACUUCCAGAAAAAGGAAAAUGAACCACUUGGUCCAGAAUAUCUGGGUAUCAUGCAGUGCACAAUCAGCAAACUAACCUAUGAAACACUUCAAACAGUGGCUUCUAUUGUCAGCCAUAACGAGGUUAGUUUUGAUAAGUCUAGGCUGGCAAUGGAAAAGAUUGUAAAAGUUCACCUUACAAGUUACUUGGCAAACUUGGAUCAAAACGAUAUCACAUGCCAGUUGUUCAAUAUUUUUAGAAAUCCAUGCAGCUAUCGAUCUGGUUCUGUGAAGCUUGUCACACCUGUUUCACCACAACUUUUGUCAGCUAUCCAUCAUGCUUUGGUUGGACUUGAUGAGAUGCCCAUGCAACCUCUUGUUGCAAUGAAUAUGAAGAUUAGAGAAAAAUCAUGUACGCCAAAAUUCGGGUUAGUUGCUCGCCCUUCCAGAAGAGGGCGUAUUAUCGGAGCGGUGAGGAAAAGAUGCAACAAAAUUCUAGCAGAGCUUGAAGAAGGUAAUUACCUACCAAAGAAUUUAGCAAAGGCCUUGUCAGUGGUGAACCUAUAUCAGAAGCAAAAGUUGAGAAGUGUGGAUAUUUCACAAUCAGAGUUCUUCCCCUUUACAAAAGAAACUAUAUCUUUGCAGAACGAUAUCUUAAAUGCUCUUUGGUCACUUCCACAGCUCAAGCACGACAAGCUGAAAUUGUUGCACCCCAUGCUGGAUCAAGAUUCUAAAGUUGAAAGCAAACAUUUAAAAACAGCUUUGAGGAACUACUUGACAGAAUGUUUGUUUGAAUGUGAUGAAGGUAGUUUACCAGAUGAGGCCCUCCGAGCCAUAGCCUUUAUUAAUCGGAUUUCUGGAUGUCAGCAUUUUGUGUCAACUGAAGAGAAGGAGGAGGUUGAGGUAGAUGCUGUCUUGAACUUAAGCAGUCAUCUCCAAGCUUUGGCACAUUGUUGUGUAGAAGAAUGUUCAUGUGGUGAAGAUUUGAUUAACUUAGGGAAUGAUAAUUGCAAUGAGGAUAAUGAUUUCAUACUUUCUGGGACCAGCUACUUCAAUUUAAGCUCUGCGAAGCAGCAGAUGCAAGAACCUUGCUGUUCCAGUAAUAUAGACACUGAUGUUAUGAGAGAGUUUUGUUGGAGCGUAACUGUUGGAGAUACACAUAAUGUCUCUGGAGCUGAGUAUUCUGGUUCCAAAUCAGAAGAGAUACCUAGGAAAUCAUGUCUAAGGACCGAAGAUUCUGGAUGCAUUGGGCAUUAUAGCGGCAAUGAAGCUGUUGGCAGUUUGAUGGAGCCCUAUGCAGACUUAUCUGUCGAUGUUAACCCCUUGAAAAAAUCAAGAUGUUCAGAGAUUAUUGGGAUCUGUGAUGAAACAUCAAUAGUGGCCCAUAACCUUAUCGGACAGAUUAUAGAUAAAUGGCUGCUCGUGGAGAACAAUGAAGUGGAUGAACCCACUAGACUCCAUCUUGGAGGUGGAUCUCAAAACCCCCAAGAUGAUGACAAUGGACCUGCGAAUUCAGCAGAGAACCUAGAAGGUGACAUUUUUAUUCAUGCUGUGGAACGUCUCUUGCCGAACUUGCCGAAAAGUUGCAUAGACGAAGUCAAGAGGCUAAUGAGCUGAGCUAGCAAGCACCGUGAGAACGACUUGCAGUGGCACCUAGGGACCCCAUGGUUUUUCAUUUUCUUUAUUCCCAUUAUCCCAUACAGAAGUGAUCAGACCUAUGAGUUAUGUGGCUCAGGCACUUUAUCUAAUGUGUCGAGCACUUCCAUAGUUCCAUUUGUGGCAUAUUAACCCGUUCGGCUACC
Panicum virgatum (switchgrass) is the source of this 2359-nucleotide messenger RNA. RefSeq lists its product as uncharacterized. The record is from RefSeq and is a predicted model, not a curated record. Bases 291 to 2174 code for a protein of 627 amino acids. The transcript has 6 exons. NCBI's taxonomy places the organism in Eukaryota, Viridiplantae, Streptophyta, Magnoliopsida, Poales, Poaceae.